Molecule: messenger RNA, 1167 nt
Organism: Gymnogyps californianus (California condor)
Lineage: Eukaryota; Metazoa; Chordata; Aves; Accipitriformes; Cathartidae
Gene: PARK7
Product: Parkinsonism associated deglycase
Exons: 7
Coding region: 298-867 (189 amino acids)
Biological process (GO): protein deglycation, glyoxal removal; guanine deglycation, glyoxal removal
Cellular component (GO): nucleus; cytosol
Molecular function (GO): protein deglycase activity
Source: RefSeq, a predicted model, not a curated record
AGGGCUGUCCGCAGUCCUAAAGGGCUCCUUUCACAGCUCGCUCUGUUUUUCAAAAUACUGAAACCUCUCCUUAAAACCAGGGAAGGCUCUGUCCUUGAGCUGUGCGCGUUUUCUGCGUACUGUGAGCCUCGGGAAACAGGGAUGUCGGUUAGACGUUUUGGGCAGAACUUGGAGAAGAACAGUGACUUGGCUCAGCACUCUUUGCAGGUGUGAGGGCUGCCUGAGGAAAAGCAGAAGCAGCUCGUGCUGAAGCCCCUCCCUUGACAACCAUCUCAGCUAAUAGCAACCCCUCAAGAUAUGGCCUCAAAAAGAGCAUUGGUGAUUCUGGCAAAAGGGGCAGAGGAAAUGGAAACUGUAAUCCCCACUGACGUUAUGAGAAGAGCUGGGAUCAAGGUGACUGUUGCAGGCCUAACAGGAAAAGAACCGGUGCAGUGCAGUCGAGAUGUCUUCAUUUGUCCUGAUGCCAGUCUUGAAGAUGCCAGAAAAGAGGGGCCUUAUGAUGUCGUGGUCCUGCCUGGGGGUAACCUUGGAGCUCAAAACUUGUCAGAGUCUCCUGCUGUGAAAGACAUUUUGAAGGACCAGGAAAGCAGAAAAGGCCUGAUUGCUGCUAUAUGUGCAGGUCCUACUGCGCUUCUGGCACAUGGGAUAGGGUUUGGAAGCAAAGUCACAACGCAUCCUUUGGCCAAAGAUAAAAUGAUGAAUGGAGCACACUACUGCUACUCCGAGAGCCGCGUGGAGAAAGAUGGGAACAUCCUCACCAGCCGCGGCCCUGGUACCAGCUUUGAAUUUGGGUUGGCCAUUGUUGAAACACUGAUGGGGAAGGAAGUGGCCGAACAGGUGAAGGCACCCCUAAUACUGAAAGAGUGAAAUCCUGGUGUGGGACAGGGAGUAGGACAAUUUUGGAUGGAGGGUCUUGUCCUUUGUAGAAUAACUGUAAGAUGCACUGUUGUAAAUACAAUUUAAUUGCGGGUGAAAUUAGCAACUGUACUUACCUAAACUGGGAUACCUUAACAACCAAUGGUCUUUAUUUCUGGAAAAAGAUCCUGUUAGCAAAAAGCUUCAUCACAAAAAGCAGCCGGCAUCUAAUAAUCGUAGUUAGCUCUUGGAUGGCAUUUAAGAAUCACAUGGGAAAAUGUUUGCUGAGUAAAUAAAAAUGAAGCAACCCUG